GUGAUUGGGCCAACAGAGGGCGACAUCAAAUCCACAGGUCUCUACGGUGCUUUCACGUGCUCCUCGUAAAUUCGGGCUUCAGAGAAAAAGAAGCAACACAGUUGAAUAAAGAAGUAGAUGAAUAAAACUGCACAAGGCAAGACUUGAAUGCAGCAGCCAGCCCAGCUGCGAGUAUGUUGUAUGGGUUUGUUCUACAUGUUAUUGGGGCGGAGAGCUGGAAAGUUCAUACUGUUUUUGUGCAGCUGCUCACCAAGGUGGUCACAACAAGUUGCUUUUAAACGACCUGGCAGAGUAUGCCUUCCAGGAAGAGUGCAAGUGCUUCAAGCAGCUUCUGGAUGAAGUGCCAUCUGGUGGUUCUCUCCUCUUUGUGUUGUUUGAUAUCUGGAUACUCUGAGAGAGAUAGAGUACAUGACUUGAUGUCCAGAUAUCCUCUUAUUGAUGGUCACAAUGACCUAGCUCUCCAGCUGAGGAUACUUCACAACAAUCAACUGAGCAAAAUUGACCUUCAUAAUGUUAGCAAAGUGGCCACCGACAUCACCCGUCUCCAAGCAGGCAAAGUACAGGCACAGAUGUUUGCGGUCUAUGUGAUGUGUGGGGCCCAGGAGAAGGAUGCUGUGAGGCUGACUCUGGAACAAAUAGAUGUGGUCAGACGCAUGUGCACUGAGUACAAGGACUUUGAGCUGGUCACAUCUGCCCACGAGCUGAAGAACUCUGAGAUGAGGCAUAAGAUCGCCUGUCUAAUAAGUAUUGAAGGGGGCCACUCCAUCGACAGCAGCCUGCCAGCCCUGCGGAUGUUUUACCAGCUCGGGGUCCGCUCCAUGUCCCUCACACAUACCUGCAAUACACCCUGGGCUGAAUCAUCCUCAAAACUGUAUAAUGUCUAUCAGAGACAGAACAACAGCCUGACACGCUUUGGAAAGGCCGUGGUGGAGGAGAUGAACAGACUGGGGAUGAUCGUGGAUCUCUCCCACUCUUCUUGGGAUACCGCCUCGGCCGCGCUGAAGCAUUCCAAGGCUCCCGUUAUUUUCAGCCAUUCAUCUUCCUUCUCCAUCUGCAACCACGGGCGCAACGUACCUGACUGGCUGCUGAAGGAUCUGAAAAAGAAACGGGGGUUGAUCAUGGUGAAUCUCCACAGCAAAUUCAUAUCCUGCAGGGAUGAAGCAAACAUCUCUCGUGUGGCUGACCAUUUUGAUCACAUUAAGAAGGUGAUCGGAGCUGAGUCGAUAGGAAUUGGAGGGGACUUUGAAGGUGCUGUGAGCUUUCCUAAGGGGUUAGAGGAUGUGUCAAAGUAUCCUGCCCUGAUCCAGGAACUCCUACAAAGGAACUGGACUGAGAAUGAGUUGGCUGAUGUCCUUCGAAAAAACUUCCUGCGAGUGUUCGAGGAGGUUGAGAGGGUCCGUGAUGACUUGACUUCGAAACAGCCCAGUGAGGUCCAGAUCUCUUUAGAGGAGGUGCAGAACCCGUGCAGGCUGGUCCUCAGACCUCCUGACCCAAGAGGGCCCUCUGAGCGUCCCUCCUCCAGAGCCCAACAUGAACCAAAAGGUCUGCUAAUCCUGGCCAUAGUUCUGCUGCUCUCCAGCCUAAUUAUGAUUGAAUGAAUAUUUAGAAACUCAGCUCAGCUACACCUAAAGUGCAUUUAAGUUUUAAUAUAACUAAGGAGAGCUUAAAGCUUGAAAGGUGCUAUAUAAAUAAAUUGUUAUUUAUGAGAUUGCUGUUGUAGGUCAUCCAAGCACUCUACAGGUCAGUAAAGAUAAGAAAAAAAAGUAUUCAAUGUGUAGCCCCAUUUAAGAGGUAAUUUAAAUGCCAACCUCUGGAUAUACAGUAUGCUAUACAUAUACAAAAUAUAAAUAAUAUAUACAAUAUACAGACCAUCAGUCCUCUGAGAGGCACUUUACCAUACGUUUUGGAAUUCAUUUAUUACAUAUUGAAUGUGUUGUACCUCUGCUGACAUCACCUCUAUGAAAACCUUAUUACAUGAAGGAGAAUAAUCAGUUUUUGAUCAAUAAAACUGCAGAGAUGGCACUUUCAA
Messenger RNA from Sebastes umbrosus (honeycomb rockfish), 2029 nucleotides. It is a transcript of the gene dpep2, whose product is annotated as dipeptidase 2. NCBI's taxonomy places the organism in Eukaryota, Metazoa, Chordata, Actinopteri, Perciformes, Sebastidae. The transcript is spliced from 12 exons. Gene Ontology annotation, molecular function: metallodipeptidase activity. The coding region runs from base 294 to 1598 and encodes 434 amino acids. The record is from RefSeq and is a predicted model, not a curated record. Gene Ontology annotation, biological process: proteolysis.